AUGGCUUUUGCAGGGUGGAAUAGCCUCCUUCCCCUAUCUGUGUGUCUACUGCUGACCUGUGGCUUUGCCAAGGCAGGGAAGCUGCUGGUAGUGCCCAUGGAUGGGAGCCACUGGUUCACCAUGCGGUCAGUGGUGGAGAAACUCAUUCUCAGGGGGCAUGAGGUGGUCGUAGAUGCCAGAGGUGAGUUGGCAACUGAGAAGAUCACUGAAUUGCACAGUGAAGACUUAGUCUACCUUGCACACCUCGAGGAUCUGGACCGGGAGUUCAUGGCUUUUGCCAAUGCUCAAUGGGAAGCAGAAGUACGAAGCUUAUUUUCUCUAUUAAUGAGUUCAUCUAAAUGUUUGGAAUUUAGUUUUUCACAUUACAGGAGUUUGUUUAAUGACCAAAAAUUAGUAGAAUACUUAAAGGAGAGUUCUUUUGAUGCGGUGUUUCUGGAUCCUUUUGAUCUGUGUGGCUUAAUUGUUGCCAAAUAUUUCUCCCUCCCCUCUGUGGUCUUCACCAGAGGAAUAUUUUGUCAUUAUCUUGAAGAAGGUACACAGUGCCCUGCUUCUCUUUCCUACAGCCCUAGAUAUGUCUCAGGGUUUUCAUAUGCCAUGACUUUUAAGGAGAGAGUAUGGAACCACAUCUUCUACUUAGGGGAACAUUUAUUUUGCCCGCAUUUUUUCAAAAAUGCCUUAAAAAUAGCCUCUGAAAUUCUCCAAACACCUGUCACGGAAUAUGAUCUCUACAGCCACACAUCAAUUUGGUUGUUGCGAACGGACUUUGUUUUGGACCAUCCCAAACCCGUGAUGCCCAACAUGGUCUUCAUUGGUGGUAUCAACUGCCAUCAGGGAAAGCCAGUGCCUAAGAACUAUGCCCUGAGGUUUGCUGCAGAAUCCCUCACUAAAUGUUCCUCAGAGGGUAACCUGACAAGCACCGCUGAGCUCACCUGUGAAGGUGUUGUGAAAACCUGCAAGAUAUUAUUCGGCCCAAUACAACAAGUAUUCCCAUGGACUUCCUCUGUGCGAGGCAUAGUAUGGGUGCUGUGGAAGGAGGAUGAAAACACAAGACAUAACCUCAACAUCAAGUACUACUUAGGAGACUGGGGCAGACCAAUACAUAUAUUCCUGAGGGAGGCACCAGGCCAGUGGAAUAAGCCCACAGCAGCCUGCAGCUCUGUUCAGAACAUGAAAGCAGAACAGGCAGAGAGAGGCAACUCAGCAGAGUACUCGGGCAAGCAUAGGGCCGGUGACUCCCCACUGCAGGCAACGUUAUCUGAGGAAAGCCGUUUACAAUAG
Mandrillus leucophaeus (drill) is the source of this 1278-nucleotide messenger RNA. Its product is annotated as UDP-glucuronosyltransferase 1-7-like. Lineage: Eukaryota; Metazoa; Chordata; Mammalia; Primates; Cercopithecidae. Gene Ontology annotation, molecular function: UDP-glycosyltransferase activity. The record is from RefSeq and is a predicted model, not a curated record.